UUUAUUUUUACGUAGAACUCAUAUCGAUCCGAUAUGCCGCGUCCGAGAAUGGAUUUUGCGACUAAUAAGUAGCGAGGCACCACGCGAGCAAGAAUGAACGGCCCUGGAGGUUAUGGGCACUGCUCAAUUGGCUCAUUCCUCGGUGCUUCUCGAAGGCCUGGUCAAGGAGGAGUUGCUCAGUGAACUACUAGUUUGAGUUCCCUGAGACGGACACCACUGACAUCACCUACAGUGCCGAGGUACAGGCUUAAUGGCAGAUAUCAAUAGGAGAUGAUGGUACGUGUCACGUCUGUUUGGUUGGACAGCCACCAAGUUGACUUUGAUGUCAGCGCCUGUUGUCAUCAGAACCUGGUUCUUGUGCUGCCACAUCAUUUUUGGUGGUGGCGCUGUCGUCACCUCCCAACACUUGCGCUCCCCGAGUUCCCAUUCAAGAUGGUGCUGCCACGGACUUUGGCUCGUGGGGGUGCCGUCGCUACUGACAAAGCCUCUGCUCCCCGUCGUCCCUGUUGAAAUGGUGGCUGGAACUUGGAGAGGGUUUGCUGCCACAGCCGGAUCCAGUGUUACAUUCCUGUGGCUUUUUGGUUGUUUCCCAAUUAUUGCAAGGGAGUUGCAGGCUUAUCAUGGGCGACACAGUGCUUUGCUCGCACCUUCACGGAGUGCAGCAAUGUGGGGAAGCAAGUCGAGGACAGCCUCUCUCGAUUUCUGCCCCGGGGGCGCUAUGCUCUUCAGCUGACACCUUACAGACAUGUCAGGAAGCAAGGAAAGGUUCUUUUUUCACUCAUCGUUUACAUUUGGGUGAUUAACUUAGUCUUGAAAAAAAACACGUCAUUUUAAUGACAUUGUGAUAAAUAAAUUUUGGGUCUUUAAAUUGUC
This is a messenger RNA of Ixodes scapularis (black-legged tick), 873 nucleotides long. RefSeq lists its product as uncharacterized. Lineage: Eukaryota; Metazoa; Arthropoda; Arachnida; Ixodida; Ixodidae. The transcript is spliced from 7 exons. The coding region runs from base 323 to 733 and encodes 136 amino acids. The record is from RefSeq and is a predicted model, not a curated record.